AUGGCAGUUCCAAAAGCUCACUACUCUCUAGCCAUCCUUGUCAUUCUCUUUGUCGUUUCAAAUUGCCAAAAUGCCUGCAAUCCAGAAUGCAAGGCUAAAGAACCCUUCAACUGCGAUAAUUCUCUUACCUUCAACCGAACUGGAUUUCCAAAGAACUUUACUUUCGGUGCAGCUACUUCCGCGUACCAGAUUGAGGGUGCUGCACAUAGAGCCCUUAAUGGAUGGGACUACUACACUCAUAGAUAUCCAGAAAGGGUUCCAGAUCGCAGCUCCGGAGACGUUGCUUGUGAUUCGUAUGAUCUUUACAAGGAGGAUGUCAAAUUACUGAAAAGAUUGAAAGUUCAAGCAUACCGACUCUCCAUAGCCUGGUCAAGGGUCUUACCAAAGGGAAGACUGACUGGAGGAGUGGACGAGAACGGGAUAGCAUACUACAACAAUCUCAUUAACGAGUUAAAAGCUAAUGGCAUAGAGCCAUUUGUGACUAUAUUUCAUUGGGAUGUUCCCCAAACUCUAGAAGACGAGUACGGAGGCUUCUUAAGCCCGCGUAUAGUAGAGGACUUCAAGAACUAUGCGGAGCUUCUAUUCCAAAGAUUCGGAGACAGAGUCAAGUUUUGGAUCACUCUAAACCAGCCUUACUCUCUCUCAUCCAAAGGUUAUGGAGAUGGAUCAUAUCCACCGGGAAGGUGCACUGGCUGUGAAUUUGGAGGUGAUUCUGGAACCGAACCUUAUAUAGUCACGCAUCACCAACUUCUAGCCCAUGCAGAAGCUGUAUCUUUAUACCGAAAAAGAUAUCAGAAAUUUCAAGGUGGUAAGAUAGGAACGACCUUGAUCGGGAGAUGGUUUGCCCCGCUAAACGAAACUAGCGAUCUCGACCAGGCUGCUGCAAGACGAGCAUUCCAAUUCUUCGUUGGAUGGUACGUAUAUAUAUUCUCAAUGAAUUGACUCUCAAGACGCACACAUAUGUAGCAACUUAAAGCCUCUGUCACGAUCAUAUAGACUUUUAAAAAUAUUGCAUCACUAAGUUACAAAAUUUCUUCUUGCAUAUAUGAAGGUUCUUGGAUCCAUUGGUGUACGGAGAAUAUCCAACGAUAAUGAGAGAACUCGUUGGAGACAGAUUGCCAAAAUUCACACCGCAAGAAUCAGAUUUAGUUAAGGGAUCACUUGAUUUUCUAGGGCUGAACUAUUAUGUUACACAAUAUGCAAGCGACGCAUCUCCUCCUCCUCAGACACAGCCUAGCGUCUUAACCGAUCCACGAGUUACUCUUGGAUGUAUGUGAAACCUUUUUCGUAUUUAGUUUUAUACAUAUGUUUCGGCUCAUAGAUCAAUCAUUAUUCUCUUAUUGUGUUUCAGAUUAUCGCAAUGGAGUACCUAUCGGUGUUGAGGCUAGUAUCGUUUUUAAUUCGGAAUAACAUGUUUAUAUAUAUGUACCUACUUUAAGAGAUUGCCACAUUUAUAUAGUAACUAAUGAGUCUCUCCUUUUUUGCUUUUUUCUUCUCCAGUCUGAUAUCUUGCAUAUUUACAUUGUUUUAUCCAUUUAUUCAUAUGCAUUUUCAUCAUAUAGAUUAGGACUUAGCCAUGUCUAGGCUGCAUUUUGCAUGCAUAUGUCUCUAUCAGGUAUUUGAGUACCACAUGGAGUUUCUGGAGACAUUUGGGUGCAUUUGGAGCUCAAAAGGAGGUGAUUAGAGUGAUCUUUGGACGAGCACUGCCGGAGCGACCUCUCGGAGCGACGGCAUGAGGUCGCUGUGCACCACAUCCCGGAGCGACUCAUCCAGAGCGACUGCACAAGGUCGC
Brassica rapa (field mustard) is the source of this 1792-nucleotide messenger RNA. RefSeq names its product myrosinase 4-like. Gene Ontology annotation, biological process: carbohydrate metabolic process. The record is from RefSeq and is a predicted model, not a curated record. Gene Ontology annotation, molecular function: beta-glucosidase activity. Lineage: Eukaryota; Viridiplantae; Streptophyta; Magnoliopsida; Brassicales; Brassicaceae.